Mucor mucedo is the source of this 353-nucleotide messenger RNA. RefSeq lists its product as uncharacterized. The transcript is spliced from 2 exons. The coding region runs from base 8 to 223 and encodes 71 amino acids. Lineage: Eukaryota; Fungi; Mucoromycota; Mucoromycetes; Mucorales; Mucoraceae. The record is from RefSeq and is a predicted model, not a curated record.
CUGUACCAUGAGCAUUAAUUAUUUUUAUCAUACACCUGGAAGAAAAUGGAAUCUAAUAGAAGCCAUUUCCCUUUAUGAUUCAAGCAUAUCUUUUGGCUCUUUUUUUGAGCUUUUAUCAUGUAUAAAAAAAGAUAUAGUCACAGUUGGCCAAACACAAACAUCAAUGAAGAAGUAUCAGACAGCACCUCUUAAUGAUAUCAAUGUAAAUUUAUUUUUGGCUUGAUAGUUCUUCUCUGACUAUAUUUUAUUUUUCAAUUACAGUGCAUCUAUUUUAUAAUGAACAAUUUUAAAAAUCGGGCUCUAUUAGUUUAUGAAGAACUCUCUAAUAAAGAAGAUAAUAGAGCCAGAUUUUU